GCAACAAUCCUAAAGGGGCAAAGUGGGUCAUUAUGAAAUUGAUAAAAGAAGUUGCCGCCAAAUCAAGAGGUGACUCCUUUCUCAAGAAAAAUCCAACAAACACGCCUAAAUUACCCAGUUUCUUCAAUACAGCAACCAAGUGACCAAACUGCCAACAGAAGCGAGAUACAGAAAAUUGAGUCCAAUGCAACACUCCGAUUAGCUGCCAACAAUUUUUCCAUCAAAAUUUCAUUUAUUCUCAAUUUCUUCUUUAAAACCCUAUUCAAUCGAUUCAAAAAUUAGUAGUUUGGUGAUCAAUGUUUAGGUCAGCUUUUCUCUCUCUUCGAGGACGCUCGAAGCCCGUUAAUCUUCUUCAACGGUUUGAUCCAUCAAAACGGUGCCCGUGUCGUCGUGGUUAUGCUAAAUCAACGAGACAGUCAUCUGAAAGAUCAAAUAGCCAUGAAUUACAGUUGGAGAUGCAUCCAAGUACCAAGACUACUAAUUAUAAGCCAUUGAUGGCUCUUGCUAUUCCUGUUGCUUUGCUUGGACUGGCUGGUUAUGCUCGUUACAAUGAUGAGAAAAGAGCUAUCCAGAAAGGUGAAGGAUCAAGGGAAGGAAUGACUGUCAAGGGGCCUAUUAUUGGUGGUCCUUUUGAGUUGAUUAAUACUGAUCACCAAAUAGUUACUGAGCGGGAUCUUCAUGGACAUUGGGUACUCUUAUACUUUGGUUAUACAUCAUCACCUGAUAUUGGGCCAGAGGAAGUGCAGAAAAUGGCAAAGGCCAUUGACAUUUUAGAGUCAAAACAUAAUGUUAAGCUUCUACCUGUUUUUGUCACAAUUGAUCCCCAGCGUGACUCUCCUCAACAGCUAAAAACGUAUCUUAGAGAGUUUGAUCCAAGAAUAGUGGGGUUAACUGGAUCUGUUAACUCUAUAAGGCAAAUAGCACAAGAAUAUCGGGUUUUUUUUAAGAAGGUUGAAGAGGAUGGGAGUGACUAUCUGAUUGAAUCAUCCCAUAAUAUGUACUUGAUAAGCCCAAAUAUGGAAAUAAUGAGAUGUUUUGGGGUAGAAUAUAAUGCUACAGUGCUGGCAGAUGCUAUAGGCAAAGAGUUGUAGAAGCAAUCUGGAUCUUCCUAGAGGAUGCAAAAGAUCCCAUUUGUGAUGGAAUCAAGUAUUUUGGAUAUCUCAGGCUCGUAGUUAGGUGGAGGAUACACGACGCCAACUUACUUUCUGAUUUUUAGCUUCUUGGAAACUUCUCAGAUUAGACCUACUUUGGAGGACAUGGCUCAGUCUUAUGGAUUGUGUGUUCCUGCUAUCUGGAUUUUAAUACUGAUUGUUACCCAAGCUUACUUUUUUUAUUUUGCCAUUUCAUUAACGUAGGUUGAGCUUUGAAUAAGUAGCCUAAGACAAAUCAAAUGUGAUUUGAUUUGGUAUAAUAUUAUAGAGAACUACCCUUUACGUCGUCAUUGACUCAAUUGUAGAGUUUUUUAAUCCUCUUGGUUUUACCAAUUUUUGUUUAUUCACUCACUUGACUACUCUCUAGUCUUUAUCAGAUGGAGUAA
This is a messenger RNA of Chenopodium quinoa (quinoa), 1537 nucleotides long. Its product is annotated as protein SCO1 homolog 2, mitochondrial-like. The transcript is spliced from 8 exons. Gene Ontology annotation, biological process: mitochondrial respiratory chain complex IV assembly. Lineage: Eukaryota; Viridiplantae; Streptophyta; Magnoliopsida; Caryophyllales; Amaranthaceae. Bases 297 to 1091 code for a protein of 264 amino acids. The record is from RefSeq and is a predicted model, not a curated record.